Molecule: messenger RNA, 1023 nt
Organism: Anopheles stephensi (Asian malaria mosquito)
Lineage: Eukaryota; Metazoa; Arthropoda; Insecta; Diptera; Culicidae
Product: 3-oxoacyl-[acyl-carrier-protein] reductase FabG-like
Exons: 3
Coding region: 169-939 (256 amino acids)
Molecular function (GO): oxidoreductase activity
Source: RefSeq, a predicted model, not a curated record
GGCGUUUAUACUGCCGAGUUGAAAACUGUCCCACACGGUUGACAGUUGCUGGAAGAACAAAAUUCCACCAAUCGGGAAAGAUAAGAAGCGGUCGACACUCGUUGCCCGUAGAUAAAAGACCAAUUACGCUUCGUUCGCUUUCCCGUUUCCCAGUGUGCCUUUUGAGGAAUGGAAUUUACCGGCAAAGUGGUGCUGAUUACCGGGGCAUCUUCCGGCAUCGGUGAGGGUACGGCCAUCUAUUUCGCCAAGCUUGGUGCGUCGCUCGCGCUUACGGGACGCAACGAGGCCAAUCUGAAGAAGGUGGGCGAUGCGUGUGAGGAAGCUUCGAAGAACAAACCGCUGCUCAUCGUCGCGGACGUCACGAAGGAGGAGGACAAUAAGCGCGUGCUGGACGAGAUUGUCGCCAAGUACGGAAAGUUGGACGUGCUGGUCAACAAUGCCGGCAUACUGGGCAAUGGAUCGAUCGAGAACACGAGCUUGCAGCAGUACGACGAGCUGAUGAACACGAACGUCCGCGGCGUGUAUCAUCUGACCAUGCUGGCGGUCCCGCUGCUGAUAGCCACCAAGGGCAACAUCGUGAACCUGUCGAGCGUGGCCGGAAACCGAUCGUUCCCGGGCAUUUUGGCGUACAGUAUGUCGAAGGCAGCCAUCGACCAGUUUACGCGCUGCACUGCACUGGAGCUGGCCCCCAAGCAGGUUCGCGUGAAUGCCGUCAAUCCGGGUGUCAUCAUUACGGACAUUCACAAGCGCGGUGGAAUGGAUGAGGAAGCGUAUGCCGCCUUCCUGAAGAAAUGUGAACAAACGCACGCCCUGGGACGUCCGGGUGUGGCGGAAGAGGUCGCCAGCACUAUUGCCUUUUUGGCGUCGGAUAAAGCCAGCUUCAUCACCGGUGUCACGCUGAACGUGGACGGCGGAAGACACGCCAUGUGUCCUCGGUAAAGCGGAACUAAGGGCGACACAGUAUACUUUCAAUCAUUCGAACGGUUUUAUUCGAAGUAAAACACUUUUAUCACUGUAUCAUAA